AUGAAAAAGGUUCUUGAGGCUGAGUCCAGUGACACCGUAGAAAAUGUCAAGGCCAAGAUUCAAGACAAGGAAGGUAUCCCACUUGACCAGCAGAAGCUGAUAUUCAUUGGCAAGCAACAAGAAGAUGGGGGUAUCCUGUUUGACUUAAACAUCCAGAAUAAGUCCACCUUGCAUCUGGUCCUGUACUUACAAGUAGAAAUUGGCAAAGAGGAAGAAGAGGAAGAGGUUGCCAAGUUACAAGUAAUACAGAUGUGUGAGAAACACUUGGAAGAUGAGGUUAAAAGGGUAACACAAGCAGAGAAGCCCAGCAAAGUUUUAUGCUUCGAGGGGGGUAACCCAGUGGAACAGCCCUUGCUUUACCACUGGUAA
Messenger RNA from Rattus norvegicus (Norway rat), 369 nucleotides. The record is from RefSeq and is a predicted model, not a curated record. Lineage: Eukaryota; Metazoa; Chordata; Mammalia; Rodentia; Muridae.